GCGAGGCCGCAGCGCGGAGGGGCUGGCACACGCUCGCCGCCGCCCGGAGUUCCGCAUGGAAGGUGGCGCAUUGGAGUGUCCAGGGCAACGCGACGCUUCCGACUUCUGGAAGCUUGGACUCAGGCUCGCGGAACGAUGCCUCUGGAGGUGGUGGUGGAGCUGCAGAUCCGGGCGAUUUCUUGCCCAGGAGUUUUCCUUCCUAGCAAGCAGUAUGUGUACCUCGGGGUCUACAUCCUGAAUCAAUACCUGGAGACAGACUACUUUUCUCCCGUCUUUCCUAUUCCGAUUCAUCAGUGCAUGAGAUUUGAAAAGAUAUUUGAAAAGGCAAUUGACCCUGGAACUGUAGUUGAAAAUUUAGAAAGCUUCCUAGCCAGGUUUGAGUUAAUUCAGCAAGCAUCUCCAGCAUGGGAAGAAUUGGCCUACUAUGAAGAAAACACCCGGGAUUUUCUUUUUCCGGAACCCAAACUGACUUCUUCACCCUCUGGGUUGCAGAGAGAAGUGCUCAUGAGGACAGCUGUAGGGUUCCCAGGUAUUGCUCCCAAAUUAGAAUUUUGUACAAGGACAGCCAUCAGAGGAUGUGUGUUUUUGGACAGAAACAGAUUUUUUGAGCAAAGAUAUAAAUCACAAAUACCUUUAUCAUCAUAUGGACCAAAGUUUCCCUUAAGUAAAAAGAAGACAAAGCGAAAUAGUAACCUUGACACACUGCUGGACUAUACGCAGUCUCGGACACCCUCUCCAUUUUCUACCAGGCGUUUCUUCCAGGACCGGCCACCUCAUUUCAAAGGCCCAAAAGAAAGCAAACCUCCAUUUGUAGUUAGACACGUGGACAGUACAAAGCCAUUUGGUGAGAGUACUUCAGAGCACCACUCCCAAAAGUCUAGAAUGAAGCCUGGCUCUUCAAACUUACCAUUUCCAGUGAGAAGAGCUUCUUCUCUUGACGACCUCACAGCAAAAGUAAAGGUUAUCAAAGAGCCCGAUGAACGGAUUAUUUUAAGGAGUGACUCACCAUCACCUUUAGAAUCAAGUAAGUUUGGAAAACUCAUGCCCAGUUACAAUGACCAAGGGGAUGCUGAUUUCUACCGGGAAACUUCAUUUGCUGCAUCCCAGCAUUCCAAGUCUCCCAGCCCUCUUCUGGAUCAAUCCCUUCGAGAAAGGUUUCUUCCCAGUUCUGAGUCCACGUGGAAGAAGAUUCAUGAAAGGGUGUGCAGUCUCCUGACAUCUCACAGAGCUGAGACACACUUAAAUGAGAAAGAUUCUGUCUCUGAAAUCAAUGACAUCCUUGAGAAACCAAGCUACCCUCUGAAGAAAAACCAAUUGAAUGAAGAGAAAAAUAUUUUUAAGUUGUUCUCUGAUGAGAAGCCGAACAAAGCCAGAGGUGCAUGGUGAAGGAACUCAUCAAGACAAC
Molecule: messenger RNA, 1405 nt
Organism: Sorex araneus (European shrew)
Lineage: Eukaryota; Metazoa; Chordata; Mammalia; Eulipotyphla; Soricidae
Gene: SPATA6L
Product: spermatogenesis associated 6 like
Exons: 14
Coding region: 136-1386 (416 amino acids)
Biological process (GO): spermatogenesis
Molecular function (GO): myosin light chain binding
Source: RefSeq, a predicted model, not a curated record